CAGGCACAGGUGUAGGUAGGGGAGGAGUACAUGUGUAUGUGAGAGCCCAGCAUGAAGGCAGAGUGCUAGUACAUGAACACACAGCUCUCCGUGUGACUGCCUGGUGGUGUGUGUGCCACAGCAGCAAACGUGUGUGAGGGCAGCUUUGCUUAAAUCAGGACUGGUGGUGCUUCAAGAGGACUUGUCAAGGUCCCUUGCAACCAUGCUGAAGUCUAGAAGAGUGCAGGUGCUCCUGAUUCUGAUAGUUCUGUCCUUCCUUCUGAUCCACUUCCUACCCUGCAGCAACAACGCCCCCAUGGAAGAAAAACCUUCUCCAGUCCACAUCCUCAUUCUGUCCUCCUGGCGGUCAGGAUCUUCCUUCACUGGACAAAUCUUCAGCCAGCACCCCAGCGUCUUCUACCUGAUGGAGCCUGCGUGGCAUGUGUGGGUUAAGAUGUACCAGAACAGUGCCAAAGUCUUGCACAUGGCAGUGCGGGACCUGGUCAGGUCGGUUUUUCUGUGUGACAUGUCUGUGUUUGAUGCUUACAUGUCUAGCCAGAAGAAAAAGUCUGAUUUAUUUCAGUGGGAGACAAGCCGAGCCUUGUGCUCCCCCCCUGCCUGUGACUCGUUCAGUCGCAGUGACAUAAUCACUGCAGGCAAUUGCAAGACAAUCUGUGGCAAGUAUCCAUUCAGCAAGGUGGAGGAAGCCUGUAAAACCUAUAGCCAUGUUGCUGUCAAGGAGGUUCGGUUCUUUGACCUGAAAGUUCUCUACCCUCUUCUCACUGAUCCGUCCUUGAACCUCAAAAUCAUCCACUUGGUACGUGAUCCUCGGGCUGUGUUCAGGUCCCGCGAGAAGACAGUGGCAGACCUGAAACGUGACAGUAACAUUGUGGUGGGGGCUCAGAGGACAAAGGGAGAAAUGGGGCCCUACAACGCAAUGCAAAUAAUCUGCAAAAGCCAUGUGGAGAUUUACAAGGCAGGAAGUCAGGCCAUUCCCAGCUUCCUGAAAGACCGGUACCUGCUCAUUCGCUAUGAAGACAUUGUCAGGGACCCUCUAGCAAGGGCUGCUCAGAUGUACAAGUUUGCAGAACUCCAUUUCACACCCGAACUUCAGAAGUGGGUUCACAACAUCACCCAUGGGAAGGGUCAUGGUGCACAGGCCUUUGACAUUGGGUCCAGAGAUGCGUUGAGAGUAUCCCAGGCCUGGAGGAAUACACUGCCCUACCAUAAGAUAGAAAAAGUUCAAAAUGUGUGCAAGGAUGCGAUGGACCUGCUGGGCUAUCGGCUCCUUCAGUCUGAAGAAGAGCAGAAAAAUAUGUCUCUGGAUCUUUUGCUUGCCCAGAAUUCCUCCGAGUAUCAAAUUCCAAAGGCAGAAAAGCUGAUCUCUGUACCUACUCUCUGA
Molecule: messenger RNA, 1381 nt
Organism: Acanthisitta chloris (rifleman)
Lineage: Eukaryota; Metazoa; Chordata; Aves; Passeriformes; Acanthisittidae
Gene: CHST4
Product: carbohydrate (N-acetylglucosamine 6-O) sulfotransferase 4
Exons: 2
Coding region: 203-1381 (392 amino acids)
Biological process (GO): carbohydrate metabolic process; keratan sulfate proteoglycan biosynthetic process; N-acetylglucosamine metabolic process
Cellular component (GO): Golgi membrane
Molecular function (GO): N-acetylglucosamine 6-O-sulfotransferase activity
Source: RefSeq, a predicted model, not a curated record